This is a messenger RNA of Mesorhabditis belari, 951 nucleotides long. Lineage: Eukaryota; Metazoa; Nematoda; Chromadorea; Rhabditida; Rhabditidae. The record is from the annotation of a GenBank genome assembly.
AUGGUCGGAUAUCAUCCCGAACCAAUCAACGGGAAAGCGCUCUCCUCAACAGAACAUUCGGAAGCUGGACUUGCAUCGGGAAUCGCUACAAGAGCCAUCAUUCAGCCUCUCGACGUGCUGAAAAUUCGCUUUCAAUUGCAAGAAGAACCGAUACGAGGGAUAGAAAGUGGAAAAUACAAGGGUGUUGGCCAAUCGAUUCGACUGAUCAUACGCGAGGAGGGAGUCUUAGCGUUUUGGAAAGGUCACGUGCCAGCACAAGGGCUCUCCGCUGUCUAUGGCCUCGUGCAAUUCGCCUCUUUUGAAUGGUUUACAAAACAGGCUACAGUUCUCUUCAAUCCGCCGAAAUCCUUCGAGAAGGGCACCGAUUUUCUAUGUGGAGCGCUUGCUGGUUGUGUCGCGAUGACGGCCGCAAUGCCCCUUGAUGUGAUCAGAACGCGACUUGUCGCUCAGGGAAUCGACAAAGAUAAGUUAGUCUAUCGAAGCACCUCCCAUGCGAUCAUGAAAAUCUAUAAGUACGAGGGACUCGCCGGAUACUUUAGAGGUUGGGUGCCAUCGGUGGCCCAAAUCGCGCCAUUCACCGGUCUCCAAUUUAUGCUCUACAAUCUCUUCAUCGGAUGGUAUCACACGUUUGUCGAGGGAAAAGAUUCAGGUGGCGCUCUUCUUUGUGGUGCAAUGGCAGGAACAGCGGCGAAAACUGUCCUCUAUCCACUUGACAUGGUCAGACAUCGAUUGCAAAUGCGUGGUUUCCAAAGGAAAGGUUUUGGCAAAUCGUCAAAUUACAGCAUUGGUAUGACAAGAACGUUCCGGCAUGUGAUCAAACACGAAUCGAUUUAUGGACUGUUUAAGGGUCUCUGGCCAUCACAAAUAAAAGCGGCCGCCAAUUCGGGAUUCGCCUUUCUUUUCUAUGAGCUCUUCUGCGAUCUACUUCGCGCGAGAAAAGAGCUUCGACAA